Messenger RNA from Saxophila tyrrhenica, 600 nucleotides. It is a transcript of the gene RHO2, whose product is annotated as Rho GTPase. Lineage: Eukaryota; Fungi; Ascomycota; Dothideomycetes; Mycosphaerellales; Extremaceae. Gene Ontology annotation, cellular component: cytosol. The transcript is spliced from 4 exons. Gene Ontology annotation, biological process: small GTPase-mediated signal transduction. Gene Ontology annotation, molecular function: protein kinase binding; GTPase activity; GTP binding. Bases 1 to 600 code for a protein of 199 amino acids. The record is from RefSeq and is a predicted model, not a curated record.
AUGGCUACCAACGACAACUCGGUUAUGCGGAGGAAGCUGGUCAUCAUCGGCGACGGUGCAUGCGGCAAGACCUCGUUACUGAGUGUCUUCACACUCGGCUACUUCCCAACACGAUACGUCCCCACGGUCUUUGAAAACUACGUAACCGACUGCCGCGUCGACGGCAAAUCCGUCCAGCUCGCACUCUGGGAUACCGCGGGACAAGAAGACUACGAGCGCCUGCGACCUCUCGCCUACAGCCAAGCGCACGUCAUCCUUAUCGCAUUUUCCGUGAACAGUCGAGAUAGCUUGUCCAACAUCACAACAAAAUGGCACCCGGAAGUCCUAGAACGCUGCCCCGGCGUCCCUAUCAUCCUCGUCGGCCUCAAAAAAGACCUCCGCGAAGACCCCGUCGCAAUGGAAGAGAUGCGGAAGCGCAGCGAUAGCUUCUUGACACCCGAAGAAGGCGAGGAUACGAGAAGACGGAUAGGCGCGAAGAAAUACCUUGAAUGCUCAAGUCUGACAGGCGAGGGCGUGGACGAUGUGUUCGAGGCUUCCACGCGGCAAAGUCUGCUGAGCGGUGAUCGGAAGGAGAGGGGCGGAUGCUGUGUCGUCCUGUAA